AUGUUGGUUUUGACAGGCUUCGGACUCGCUGCUCUCACAACCCCUUCAUUCUCAGGAGCCGAGCCCAACGCAGAUUUUGAAGAUGCUGUAGCAGUUAUCGGCGCCGGGGGAUACACUGGAGGCGAUACCGUGCGGAGUCUGAUAAAGAAAGGGCAGAAGGUCAUUGCUUGUACCAGGAGGCCACAGAAGAUUGUGUUGAAUGCAGAACGAGGGCCAGACACCAUCGUGCUGGAUGACGAGAGGGAGAGGAAUCUUGUGCGAUCUGCGAUCGUCGACGUCAACAAGGCCAGCAGCAUCCCCAGCGCUAUCCAAGGGGCCAAGGCCGUCAUCUUCACGGCUGCUUCAAGGCCCAAGACCUUCGCUGCAGCAAAAGUUGCACCUCCGAGUGAUCACGUGGAAGACAUCGGGCUCGAAAACGUAGCCAAGGCUUGCAUCGCCAACAAGAUACCACGGCUUGUGAUCGUCAGCUCUGUCUGUGCCAAGUGCCGGAAGAAGCAGGAGUACGACGUGCCAGAUCAGCUUGACAGGGGUGCGGCCUCGUGCGAUGCUUGCUACAAGAAACAGGCCGGCGAAGACGCUGUGCGAGAGCUGUAUGCAGCAGCCAAGGAUCCCUCGCUGUCGUACACCAUCGUGAGGCCCGGGAUGCUGACUCUCGGGGAGGCGAGAGGUGUGAAGGAGGUGGAGUUCAAUCAGGGAGUGACCAAGAGCGGGAUGAUCUCCCGGCUCGACCUUGCUGACAUCCUGACGGCUGCCGCCUUGUCCAAGGACGCGGACGGAAAAACCUUUGAAGUUUACUACAGGGACUCGGCGCAGCCUGUGGACAUGUACGCGAGUCUGCAGAGCUGCAAGGCGCUCGGGAAGUCAGUGAAGGAGUGCUUCUUCGGGGACGGUUACGACGAGAGCACGCCGGUGUCGCUCGAUGAGAUGCUGAAGAACCCAGUGAAGGGGACGCUGUUCGCGUCCGGGCGGGAAGUUCAUGGCAACUCCUAUUUCGCCAUGUUCAAAGACCUGUCGUCGGACAAGGACGAAGCCUUCGAUCUGGACAGCAUUGGAUACAAUUCCAUGUAG
Molecule: messenger RNA, 1068 nt
Organism: Guillardia theta CCMP2712
Lineage: Eukaryota; Cryptophyceae; Pyrenomonadales; Geminigeraceae
Exons: 2
Coding region: 1-1068 (355 amino acids)
Source: RefSeq, a predicted model, not a curated record